UUCUGGGGGAAGGUCAAGAAAUACCUCCAGGACAACUGCGACGGCACUUUCGAGAUGUUGAAAAAGAAUAUGCCCUUAGCGAUGCAGUCUGUGCAGCUCCGUACAAUCCAACUAUGGGAACAUCGCAUGCACCGCUGGAUGGAGGCAUAUCGGACAGGCCUGGGGAUGAAAGAUGCUCAAUUUCAGGUCAAGCAAUUUAGUUCUACUAAGUAUAAGUCACAUAGACAUGUUCCUGAGGCAGUGGCAUGUACUUUUGACUGA
This is a messenger RNA of Suillus bovinus, 261 nucleotides long. RefSeq lists its product as uncharacterized. The annotation marks the transcript as partial. NCBI's taxonomy places the organism in Eukaryota, Fungi, Basidiomycota, Agaricomycetes, Boletales, Suillaceae. The transcript has a single exon. The record is from RefSeq and is a predicted model, not a curated record.